This is a messenger RNA of Erpetoichthys calabaricus (reedfish), 1322 nucleotides long. RefSeq names its product E3 SUMO-protein ligase ZBED1-like. Lineage: Eukaryota; Metazoa; Chordata; Cladistia; Polypteriformes; Polypteridae. Bases 1 to 1230 code for a protein of 409 amino acids. The transcript is spliced from 7 exons. The record is from RefSeq and is a predicted model, not a curated record. Gene Ontology annotation, molecular function: protein dimerization activity.
AUGUUUGGGGUGAUAGCUAGUCUUAUAAAGGAGGGCAUGAGAAUCGCUGUUAAAUCAUGGGAUGAACUGCAUUCAAAAUCUCCAAAAAUUCGUGGAAUUCUUCCAACGAAUACGUCCACACUCCGAAAAUGUCGUCAAGAUACCGAAGAUAAAGUACAGGUCUCUGAACAGGUCAAACCUAUCUCCUCAAUACCCUUAGACCAAGAUGGUGAUGAAGAAAUAGAAGAAAAAUGUAUUGCAGAAUCCUGUAAUUUCCUGACUAUGGGGAGAUUAUAUUGUGUGGAGCUUGAAGAACCCGAAGAGGAAAGAAGAGACGGGCCUGGAUUCUGCGUGUCCCCUGGCCCCACCUUUUUAACCAAAAAAGAAGGGGAAGACGACGAUGAAGAUUCCACCAUAAUUCCCCCCUCUACUUCAGAUGCCAUCAUCUCCACCCUGGCUGUAAUCAACGCUCCUGUUGAAACUUUAAGUCAAGAGGAAUGGGAGACAGUGAAAGAGGUCUGCACCAUUCUGGAGCCCUUUGAGGAGGUGACUGUGGAGAUAAGUGCAGAAAGCUAUGUCACAGCCUCCAAAAUGCUUCCUCUCUGCAAGGGUCUACAGCGGGUAACAGCCCACCACCAACGGAGUGUAACAGUGGAUAAAGUAAAGGAGCUGGCCACCGCUCUUUCUUCAUCCAUGGACAGAAAAUUUCUGAGGAUGGAGUACAACACUGUGCUUUCAGAAACCACUGCUCUGGACCCCCGGUUUAAAAAGGUAGCAUUUAGUGACAACAGAGCUGUGGAUGAGGCAUUUCAAAGAAUAAAUGCAGCAGCAGCAAGAUGCAACCCCAGCAGCCUGUCUGCUCCUCCAUCAGAGGGCCAAGAGGAAGAAAUUGGAGCAGGGCCGUGUUCACAGGAACCACAAGCUUCUGCUGUGUGGAGGCUCUUUGACAAAAGAGCAACAGGAGACACUGCAAGGAGAAAUCCCACAGCUGAUGCUGUGCUGGAGUUGAGGUCCUAUCUUGAGGAGCCCCUCAUCCAAAGAGCUGAAGACCCACUGAGCUGGUGGGAGGCCAAGGCUGCAGUCUACCCACGCCUGGUUAAGGUAAUGGUAGGAAGACUUUGCAUUGUCGCUACAUCGGUCCUCUCAGAAAGAGUCUUCUCAAAAACAGGACAAAUAAUCACGGAGAGGAGAAAUCGCAUCAGCCCAUCUAAGCUGAGGCAUCUGGCAUUUCUGAAUGCCAACCUGGCCUAAAAACUUUUAUUCAAAGAGUCAUAGUGUUGUGUUGUUGUUGAGUUUGGCCAUUAUUUAAUGUGUUUGCUGUGGUUUUGUGUUAAGUUGUUCAU